This is a messenger RNA of Ceutorhynchus assimilis (cabbage seed weevil), 763 nucleotides long. NCBI's taxonomy places the organism in Eukaryota, Metazoa, Arthropoda, Insecta, Coleoptera, Curculionidae. The record is from the annotation of a GenBank genome assembly.
CGCGGGAAGAAACCGGACGAUAAGUGCCUGAAAAAAUCGAAUAUUUUGGUGUUCCAACAACCGAGCGGGAAAAAGACGGAGAGGAAACACGGCGCGUGCGAGAAAAAGAUGCCGAUACCUAUUUGCAUGCCAAAACCGAAACCGAUCCACAUCUGCACCGGGGCGGAGCUUAGAAAAAUGUGCCCACCCCCGGCGUGUCCCCGCCCCCGCGCCAGCCCCUUCGCCUCCCAACUCGGACCAAUGAAAUUUCUCGGUUUCGGCCUGAAGGCGGCCGUAGCCGCCGCCCUCGUCUACGUCACGUACGACAUGGGCGUGUGGGGCGGGUCGGACGACGCGCAGCAAUUCUACAGCGACGCGUGCGCCCUCUUCGGCCAGCCGAAACCGAGGCGGAGCGAUAAGUGGGACCCGCCCUCGUGCGAAGCCGAAAAGGACCUGUUUCCGAGCAAACCGAGGCACGGGGCGUUCGACUACUGCGACGACCCGCCGAUCAAAGUCGACGACGGCUACUGGAAACUGCAAUCGACCUGGAACUGCGCCGUAAUGCACGUUUUCCGCGCCCUGGCCGGGUUCCCCGGCAACCUGAUGUCUUCAAAACCGAUAAAUAAAUAAAACCACCCGGGAAUAAAAUUUAUUUAUUUAUUUUUCGAAUAAAUAAUUUCUAGAAAAUUAUUGUCUUAAUAAUGUUCACCUGACUCCGGGUGGUCAUAGUAGUAGGGAUGGGGCCUGUAAAUUAAAAUAAAAAAUAAUUAAUAAAAAAUUUUCG